Magallana angulata is the source of this 1437-nucleotide messenger RNA. Its product is annotated as neuropeptide Y receptor type 5-like. Bases 137 to 1258 code for a protein of 373 amino acids. Gene Ontology annotation, biological process: G protein-coupled receptor signaling pathway. The transcript is spliced from 2 exons. Gene Ontology annotation, cellular component: membrane. Gene Ontology annotation, molecular function: neuropeptide Y receptor activity. NCBI's taxonomy places the organism in Eukaryota, Metazoa, Mollusca, Bivalvia, Ostreida, Ostreidae. The record is from RefSeq and is a predicted model, not a curated record.
CUCUGAUAUUUUCUCGCAUUUGAAGAAUCUUGCGUCUCAUCAAUGUGAUGGCGUUGUUCUUGCUUGUGUGCAGGUUAUAACCCGCGCAUUCAACCAAGUAUCACCUUAUUAAGGAUACGCUUAAGUGAUUUACAAGAUGUCAACAAACGAAUCUCAGUUCGUGCUAGAACACGGUGUACUCUUCACAAAGAACUACUCUUUGACCGAGUUCGCCAAAAUAGCUAAUGAAUUCCACUUCAACCACAAGCUCAGCCAAUCUUUGGAAUCCCUGUUCAUUGUGUUAUUUACUCUGAUCGUAUUGUUUGGCUUCUUCGGAAACUCCUUGCUUGUCUACGUAAUCAUCAGGAAGUCCAAGAUCAAAUCCAGCCGAUGUAUGUUCGUCUUUAACCUCGCCCUCACCGACAUUUUGACAUGUCUUCUCUGCAUUCCUCUGACGGCGGUGCGGCUUUUGCUGACCCACUGGUCUCUGGGAGAAAUGCUUUGUAAACUGGUUCCCGUCUUGCAGGCUCUUUACAUCUUUGUGUCUUCUUUGACUGUCGUUGCGAUAGCCAUCGACAGGUACCAGUCCAUUGUUAACUGGCCAAAAGCUAUCCGGAAGUCCAACAUGAAGUACGUGUUUUUGAUGAUGUGGAUGCUCGGCCUCGCUUUGGCUCUCCCCAUGUUUGUUUUCCACGAAGUGGAGACGGUAGAUGUGAUCCCUGGUCUCCUUUCCGUGUCAGUGUGUGUGGAGAGGUGGAGUUCCUACAUCUCCCGCGGAAUCUACACACUCGUCGUGUUAAUGUUCCACUUCGUACUUCCUCUGGCCUCGAUAUCAAUGCUCCACCUCCUAAUCUGUAGGUUCAUUGGCGCCCAUUUUGGAUCCAAACUGCACAGCAGAUCCGACAGAAGUCGAAGGUACUUAAUAAGGCAAAGAAAAAACGUUGUUCUUUUGACUGUCAUCGCUGUGACCUUUGCCUUCACUUGGCUUCCUUGGACUUGUGUCAAUUUGAUCGCAGACUUCAGUUUGGAGCACUUCCGGUCUAUAAACAUCAACGUUGUCAAUGCCGCCUGUCACACGUUAGCAAUGAGUUCCGUUUGUGUCAAUCCAGUUGUAUAUGGAUGGUUCAAUUCUAUAUUCAGGCAGGAAAUAGAUUCAGUGUUUCGCACAUUCUGUCUUGGACGAAGCCGUGGCAGCGAACAGCCGCCAUCUCCGGAAAAGAACUCGUUUACUCUCUUCCAGAAAACUACAACUUUAUCGUCCUACGUACGGCAUGAUUAAAUGGUACAAAACAACGCCAUUGUAUUGUCAUUUCUAUUCUGUGACGACGCAGAACUACGCCUGUUUUGACGGGUUUGGUAUCGACAACUUCCGCGAUUGUAGAAUAUAUGGAACUUUUUUUGCACUGUUAUUGAUUGUGAAUAUAUGAGUUGAUAAUAAAAUUGUAUAAUAAAUGUAGU